GGCUGCGGCCGUGUGACGUCACAGCGUGGACGUGAGCGUUGUGAACAUCAACAAAAGAGAGAGAAGGAGAAAGAGAAAGAGACGAUAGAAGGAGUAAAGACUGACACAGAGGAAGGCUUAGAUAUGUGGAUUUAACUAACGUAAACAGUAUAUUGUGGAUAAAAAACCCCAUAAAAGUAGAGAUCAGAUCAUCCAGUGCCAUCGGAGACAUGGACGCCUACAAGCUGAUGAAGGAGCUGCGGGUGAAUUAUGAGCAGGAGGUGUUUUAUCUCCCCAAAGAGACGGGACUGAGCCUCAUCGAGUCCACGCCACAGGACGACAGUCGUCGGAUCUCGGCCAAGUGCAGAGAUGCCAAAGUGGAGGACCUGUGGAGUCUCACCAGCUUCUUCGGUUACAGCACACAGACCUUCGUCCUGGCUGUGAACCUGCUCGACAGAUUCCUGGCCAUGAUGAGGAUCCAGCCGAAGCACCUGUCGUGCGUCAGCCUCAGCUGCCUGCACAUGGCCGCCAAGGUGACGGAGGACGAGUGCGACCUGACGCCCACCGACGAGCUCAUCCGCAUCGGACAGUGCAGGUUCACCGUGUCCGACCUGUGCCGCAUGGAGAAGAUCGUCGCCGACAAGCUCGACUUCAAGUCCAAAGCCAUCACUGCCUUAACCUUCCUGCACCUGUACCACCAGAUGGCGCUCUCACACUCCACCGACAGGAAGGAGACUCUGAGUCUGGAGAAGCUGGAGGCUCAGCUCAAAGCCUGUCUCUGCAGAAUCUCCUUCUCCAAGGCAAAGCCGUCCGUCCUGGCCUUGUCUCUCCUGAGGCAGGAGAUAGAAGCCGUCCAGUCAGAGGACAUGUUGGAGAUAGCCUGUCACAUCCAGAGACACCUGAAGAUUGCGGACGGCGAGCUGCUGCAGUGGCGUGAGCGCGUGGCCAAGUGUCUGUCGGACUACGCCUCGCCCGAGUGCAGCAAACCCGACCAUAGGAAGCUGCUGUGGAUCGUGUCCCGCAGAACCGCCCAGAACCUGCACAGCCACCGCAGUGUCCCCGAGCUGCCCACCAUCCCAGAGGGACGCUGGGACGAGAGCGAGAGUGAGGACUCGUGUGAGGACGUGAUGAGUUCUGGUGAAGAGUCUCUCAGCAGUUCACUGGGCAGCGACGCUGAAGGUCCUUACUUCCCUCUGCACUUCCAACAAAAACAACGCAGACACCUCCACGCCUGACUCCUCCCCCUUUAACCCUGUCACUGUUAACAAUAUUUUAUUGUAUUUUAUUUAUUUUCUAAUAAGCUCCGGUGCUGGAGGAGAAUCAAAGAGGCAGCUGAGCUCGAGUCUGGAUUCUUCUGGUUGAUUUUCAAUGUUAGUUAGUGUGUCAAUGUUUGAAAACGCGUCACAUUCCAGGAGAAUUCUUUUAACGAAGUAUGUGAGAGUGAAGUUUUGGUAGAAAACGGCUGCGUCCACACGACUGACCUUCACCUUCAAUAACAGAAACAAAGUUCCUGGUAAAUUUCUAGACAUUUCCCAUGGAAAACCUUGUCGUUUUCAAACGCCUCCAUUAUUGUGACCUGAAAUCGUCAUGCACGUUGUAGCGUGUUUCAAAACCGAGUAUUUACAUUUUUAAAAUUGACUGAAAAUGUUUGUGUGGACGUAGCCUCACUGUAUUGUGGACGGUGCCAGAAACAGUAGCAUUGUUAUUGUCGAUGACAAUAAUUUGCCAAAACUUGUGUUGUUUAUUUCACAGGAUGUUAUUUUUUGACUUAUUAAUCUACAACGGAGAGGUUUUUGGUUUCGUAAGGAGGUGAAAGGGCAGCAGGACAGACGUCAUAUUUCUGUCGACUGAAACCUGAAGCUGCUCCGAUUCUCUCUGAAGAAAGGUUUAAUUUGCACAUUAUACAUAAAUGUAUGUAAAAAAAAAAACCUCUCAUUUCAAGUGUUAAAAACUGGAGUUUGCGUCUUAAAGGAAACGUGACACGUGUGCGAUGUUUGUGUUUAUCGCAGCAUCGCAAGUUUGACUUCAAACUCAAUGCGACCGCAGGGUUUUCAGAAAAAAAAACAUUUAAUAAAUGUGUGUGUGUGUGUAUGUGUGUGUGAGAUGCUGGUUUAAAUUCAAAGUUGCCAACUUUAGAAUGUAGCGUAAAGAAAAGAAGUGUUUGGUUACUGAAAACUGUUCAGAGACAACGUUGAAUGGAACAAUAGAGUUGACCGAGCGUCAAAAAAAAAAAAAAUUUAAAAAUGUAAGAAAAUGUCCAUAUAAAAACAUGUAAAACUGUAAAUGAUGUACAAAAAAAUUUUAAUAGUUCUUUGUAGAUAUUGUUAAGUUAUUUAUUCCUUUUGUCACCUGUACUGAAAAAGAAAAUCUUAUAAAAAAAAUGUUAUUUUUAAAUAUUG
Molecule: messenger RNA, 2378 nt
Organism: Solea solea (common sole)
Lineage: Eukaryota; Metazoa; Chordata; Actinopteri; Pleuronectiformes; Soleidae
Gene: ccng2
Product: cyclin G2
Exons: 8
Coding region: 210-1214 (334 amino acids)
Biological process (GO): regulation of cyclin-dependent protein serine/threonine kinase activity; mitotic cell cycle phase transition
Cellular component (GO): cyclin-dependent protein kinase holoenzyme complex; cytoplasm; nucleus
Molecular function (GO): cyclin-dependent protein serine/threonine kinase regulator activity
Source: RefSeq, a predicted model, not a curated record